UUCUACUAGUACCAUUUUUGCACUAUAAAUUCAAGUUUAAUACAUUCAUAAAUCAUAAUAUUCAUCCAUCCUUUUGAUAACCAUCAUUGCAUAUUAUUGCACUAUGUAUCCACAGAACAAAACUGAACAAGUAAUGGGAGAAUUAGAAGGUUCCAACUUGAACAAAAUAGAAUCAUCGCAGCCACAGUCUCUGGACUAUGUUCUUGAAAAUGAAUCAGAUACUGAUGAGAACACUAUCACUAUCACUAUCAACCAUGAGCCUAAUCAGCAACAGGUCAUUUCUCCACUUCAUGAUCUGAAUGCUGGGUUUGAAAGAAUUGCAACAGAGAAAAGAUUGGCUUUAAUUAAAGCAUGGGAAGAAAGUGAAAAGACAAAAGUAGAAAACAGGGCAUAUCAGAGGCAAUCUGCAGUUGGAUUGUGGGAGGAAAGCACCAAAGCAUCUGUAGAGACACAACUCAAAAAAUUUGAGGAAAAUUUGGAAAGAAUGAAGGUUGAGUAUGUUUUAAAAAUGAAAAAUGAAAUAGCUGAAAUCCAUCAGUAUGCUGAAGAGAAAAGGGCAAUAGUUGAGGCUCAAAAAAUGGAAGAAUUUCUUGAGCUAGAGGAAACAGCUGCAAAGUUUCGUAGUAGCCGUAGAGUUGCACGAAAGAAAUUUUUUGCAUGCUUUAGCUGUUGAGUAUCUUUAAG
Trifolium pratense (red clover) is the source of this 684-nucleotide messenger RNA. Its product is annotated as remorin 1.4-like. The transcript has 4 exons. The coding region runs from base 104 to 673 and encodes 189 amino acids. The record is from RefSeq and is a predicted model, not a curated record. Lineage: Eukaryota; Viridiplantae; Streptophyta; Magnoliopsida; Fabales; Fabaceae.